CAGGAAGGGAGGUGGCUGCAGAGCCAUUCUUAAAGGGGCCCAAGAGAUCAUACGGCAACGGACGGCUGACGACCGGAAGGAAAAUGAGUGAGUCUUUGGUGGUUUGUGAUGUUGCUGAAGAUUUAGUGGAAAAGCUGAGAAAGUUUCGUUUUCGAAAAGAAACCCACAAUGCUGCUAUUAUAAUGAAGAUUGACAAGGAUAAACGCUUGGUGGUGCUGGAUGAGGAGCUCGAGGGUGUCUCUCCAGAUGAACUUAAAGAUGAACUACCUGAACGGCAACCUCGCUUCAUUGUGUAUAGUUAUAAAUACCAGCACGACGAUGGCCGGGUCUCCUACCCUCUGUGCUUUAUCUUCUCCAGUCCUCUGGGGUGCAAACCUGAGCAGCAGAUGAUGUACGCUGGGAGUAAGAACAAGCUGGUCCAGACCGCCGAGCUAACUAAGGUAUUUGAAAUAAGAAACACCGAAGACCUAACUGAAGAAUGGUUACGUGAGAAACUUGGAUUUUUCCACUAAUGUGAACUUCUGUGUUUCUAAAGUAUUUAUGUAUUAACCUGACCAUACUGGAACCAGACAUAAAUAGUUAUUUAUGCCUAAAAAUGCACUGUUACUUACAGUUUGUUUCCUGCAGUAAAGAAAAAUUCAUUUGUGCAGUUUGAACAAAGGGGAAAUCAUCUUCAUAGUAAUGAAACUUUGUGAAGUGUUUCCUUGUAUCUGUCAUUGUUAGGUGGACUACUUUUCUCCAGGGAUGGUUCGCACCCUUGUGACUAAUUUCUAUAAUUUAUGAUUCAGAAUUUGUUACUGUUGCAGACACUAUAGGAAAGUGGGUAUAGACUGUGAUAGACAACAGUUCCUCCUUGGCCACUCCUGGUACUGGCAUGGCAGUUUGUAAGUGCCAAGAGCAUUUCAUCACCUAUCGCAUCAUUGAGGUUCACUGGGGCUGAAGUGUAAGUGACCGCUCUGAGCCGUGAGUGGCGAUGUAGUGGACCCUCUGCUGCUCUCGUCACAUUCCUCCUCUCUUGCAUUCCUGUAUCCUUUCAAUCAAGUGUAGAGUCGCCAUCAAUCACUCCUCCUUAAGGACCGGGGGCUUAGUUUUAUGGUAGAGUUAGGAUUAUUAGAGGUUUUCUUCUGAUGGAACAUAGUCCUAGUCUUAGAGACUCGUGGGCUGUAUAAUCAAGGGCUUCCGUCUAGGUUAUGUCACCAGUAGGCAGCUAGAGCGGAGCUUGGUAACAGAAAGCACCUCCUAACGUCUCGUGAGCACUGUUCUGGAUAUGUUAACCUGUGCCUUUGAUUUGUCAGCUUUAACAUUAGCUUCAGACUCCUACACUGCCAGUAUUCUAGAUUUGGUGAGAUUAAUACUUUUUUAAAGGGUUCAAAUAAAACAAUUUUCUAAUAUGUGUAA
Messenger RNA from Rattus norvegicus (Norway rat), 1398 nucleotides. RefSeq names its product glia maturation factor, beta (gene Gmfb). Gene Ontology annotation, biological process: actin filament debranching. NCBI's taxonomy places the organism in Eukaryota, Metazoa, Chordata, Mammalia, Rodentia, Muridae. Gene Ontology annotation, molecular function: Arp2/3 complex binding; actin binding. The coding region runs from base 84 to 512 and encodes 142 amino acids. The transcript is spliced from 7 exons. The record is from RefSeq and is marked provisional.